AUGGCGGGCCAUGCAACCACGAGAUUGACGUGCGAGAGGCUUUACCCAAACGCAAAGCUAAGCUCCGAGCGAAUCGUGCCACUGUCAUUAUUGGACGCCACCACUGUGGACUACUCCGCGACUUGCGCGGCCUGGCUCUGCGAACCCCCUGCACGUGAACAUCGACUUGAAUUGGUGGACCAUCUUCGUCAAUCCCUUACUAUCGCUUUGGACGCUUAUCCUCAAUGGUGCGGCCAGUUGCUGGCAGUGACCACGGUCAACAAGCGCACUGUGCCUCAUACCCAACGAUUCGGUCGUGUGUCGAUUUGUUAUGGCCAUCGAGGAGACCCUGGGGUGGAGUUCGUCACGGCGCAAGCCACUGUGUCGCUAGAUCAACUCCAUCCUGUCUCUCGGACCGUCACGCAGCCGUUCUGGGAUCGCACUGCUACACAUCUCAGCGAAUUUGUUCCCUCGACGCGACUUACUAAUCCGCUCUGCGACGCUGGCGUUUGCGCCGAAAGCGCCCACCUACCCGCAAUGGCCAUCCAGAUCACCCAUCUCACCUGCGGAGGGUUUGUCUUAUCCGUGAAAUUCGCGCAUCCGCUGGCGGACGCACAAACCAUGGUACAUUUUGUGAAGGACUGGGCGAGCAUCAGCCGAGCGAUACUGCGCAAAAGCCACCUUCCAGUCUUGGCUCCAGUCUUUCGACCGGACCAAGUCGAUGCUCUGGCUGCAGGUGACAUCGAUGCGGAUGCGCCGGACGAAAGAGUCCUCCGGCAAGCCGAGAAGCUACCCAUUCAUCGGUAUGACUGGUGGAAUCCAGAACCUGGAUCUUCACGUUCGUCUGACGUCCCUGAAGCAUUCCGUCAUGGAGAGAUCGUCCCGGUAGGCAACCACAUCCCUUGGUCAGAGUGGGAUCUUAAGGCGCCCGUAUCCUACUUCGUCUUACAUCUCACCCGACACCAGGUGGACGUCAUCUACGAACAAGCGCGAGGCGGCGCGGUCAGUCGAAUUAGUCGACACGAUGCCAUCCUGGCUCACAUCUGGUCGUCCAUCAACCGCGCAAGGCAGAUGCAAGAUGACAACGGCCCGGUGCACUGUGAUCUCUCCUGUGGACUCCGGCCAGUGUUUCAUCUCAGUGAGGCUUUUCUGGGAUCACCCAUACUGAUGGCGAAUAUAGAGCUCACGGGCAAGGUGGUGACUGCAACAUCUUUCGCUGAGGAUGGGCGGGAGAGUCUCUCGCUUUCGCAUAUAGCGCAGCGCAUCCGCGAGACCGUAGCCCGUCUCAACGAUCCAGCGAGUUUGGGAGCUUAUUUGCACCGGAUAGCGUACGAGAAGUCCCCGCAGCGGAUUUGGACGGGAUUCCUGGGUCAACGGCAUACCAUGGUGACGACAUGGGCGCGUGCCGGUCUGUACGAAGUGGAUUUCGGGUUGGGAUCGGACACAGAAAGGACGAUUCGCUACGCUGACGGCGUGCUUGAGAAUUUGGAUGGGCUUGUCUUGAUCAAGGAGGCACCGCCCGCUGGGGUUGCAGGAGCUGAAGGUUACUCGUCGCUGACCGAUUGGACAGACUAUGGCGUAGACAUCUCCGUGCAUCUUCGGGCAGAGGAUAUGGAGCGGUUGCUUCGAGAUCCUUUACUGUUACCAGAAGAGUCUCGGUAG
Molecule: messenger RNA, 1641 nt
Organism: Aspergillus saccharolyticus JOP 1030-1
Lineage: Eukaryota; Fungi; Ascomycota; Eurotiomycetes; Eurotiales; Aspergillaceae
Product: transferase family protein
Exons: 1
Coding region: 1-1641 (546 amino acids)
Source: RefSeq, a predicted model, not a curated record